Colius striatus (speckled mousebird) is the source of this 2551-nucleotide messenger RNA. It is a transcript of the gene ADCYAP1R1, whose product is annotated as ADCYAP receptor type I. Gene Ontology annotation, biological process: adenylate cyclase-modulating G protein-coupled receptor signaling pathway; cell surface receptor signaling pathway. NCBI's taxonomy places the organism in Eukaryota, Metazoa, Chordata, Aves, Coliiformes, Coliidae. The record is from RefSeq and is a predicted model, not a curated record. Gene Ontology annotation, cellular component: plasma membrane; neuron projection. Gene Ontology annotation, molecular function: peptide hormone binding; G protein-coupled peptide receptor activity; vasoactive intestinal polypeptide receptor activity. Bases 877 to 2313 code for a protein of 478 amino acids. The transcript has 17 exons.
AGGAGGUGUUUGCAUUUCUCCGCAGGACCAGCUUGGCUUUGCAGAGCAUUGUCUGCGUAUGAGAAUCACACACACAUCGAGAAACACAGGGGCGAGCACACCAUAGCCUCGACUCGCAGCAUCUGAUCCAGCCUAAGAAGACUUCUCCUCCCCCCACCUCCUGCUUCCCGAGCACGAAUAAUCUCCCCUCUAAAAAAAAACCCAACCAAACCCAAGCCAAGAAAAGCACACAGGAAAAAAGAAAAAAAAAAAAAAGUUUCUUAAUCUUCUGCCUCUCUGGUUUGUUUUUUGGUGAUUUUGGUUUUUGUUUUGGCUUUGUUAUUUUUUUUAAUUGGGUUGGGUUUUUUUUUUUUUUUAAUUUAGCAAUGGCAAAUUCCUUCACGGCUAGGAACUGGCCCAUCCCCUGAGCAGAGGCAGCCUGGACAUGACCGGCAGGCGAGGGAGGAGGAAUUUGGAUUCCCUUCGGAGUCGCCGACCCCUCCUCCACCCGGUGCGAGCGCGGCGGGGGGAGCCCAGCUCUGCCCGCUCACCUGCCCCCGCGAGCAACCGGAGCUGGAGUUCUACCGGGGAUCUGCUCGAGGUGCCCCCGACCGCUGCCUCCCAACCCACCGGCACCCGCCCCACCCCGCCACGGCACGGCACGAAUGCAGCAUCUGCGGCACCGGGACGGAUCCCUGCUGCAAUGCAGACUGUAUCUGCUCUGGAGACAUCGUGACAAUCUUACUCCUGCUCAUUCAGGUGUCACAUUUUACUCUUGGAUGGCUUAAGAGAUCUCAGCCUUGACGUGAAAACUUCAACCAAAAGAUCUGCAGAAAGUGUGUGCUUCAGCCUUGUUAACAAGCAAAACUUGACUAAGGCUCAAAAUUAAGGCAGAAGAUGGCCAUCAAUUGGAAGACCUGCUUCUUCACUCUCAUAUUGCUUCCCAUGGUUACAACAACCCAUUCCAACUGCAUCAUUAAAAAGGAGCAAGAGACUUGUCUGGAGAAGAUACAAAAGGCAUCUGCCCUGAACCCUCUCAAUGACUCUUCUCCAGGUUGCCCAGGAAUGUGGGACAAUAUUACAUGCUGGAAACCUGCAAGUGUGGGGGAAGUUGUCUUUGUCAAGUGUCCUGCACUGUUCAGAUUUAUCAUCUCUGAAGACGGUUGGGAAGUAGAUAACCUGGGACAAACCCAUGCAGGUGAUUAUGACUUGCUGGAAAGCACAGCCCAGUCUCCCCUAGGAGACAUCAGUAGAAAUUGCACUGAAGAUGGCUGGUCUGAACCUUUUCCUCAUUAUUAUGAUGCCUGUGGCUUUGAUGAAAAUGAAACAGAGUCUGAUAACCAGGAUUACUACUAUCUGUCUGUGAAGGCUCUGUACACAGUGGGAUACAGCACUUCUCUGGUUUCUCUCACCACUGCCAUGGUUAUCUUGUGUCGUUUCAGGAAGCUUCACUGCACUCGAAAUUUUAUCCACAUGAACCUCUUUGUAUCAUUCAUCCUACGUGCUAUAUCUGUAUUCAUUAAAGAUGGGGUUCUUUAUGCUGAACAGGAUGGCAACCACUGUUUUAUCUCAACGGUGGAAUGCAAAGCAGUGAUGGUGUUUUUUCACUACUGUGUCAUGUCCAACUACUUCUGGCUUUUUAUUGAGGGAUUGUACCUUUUCACUUUAUUGGUAGAAACGUUUUUCCCAGAGAGGAGAUAUUUCUACUGGUACACGAUUAUUGGCUGGGGUACUCCAACAAUUUGUGUCACCGUUUGGGCAGUCCUGAGACUUCACUUUGAUGAUACUGGCUGCUGGGACAUGAAUGACAACACUGCCUUGUGGUGGGUGAUCAAGGGUCCUGUGGUUGGAUCAAUCAUGAUAAACUUUGUACUUUUUAUUGGGAUAAUUGUGAUACUUGUGCAGAAACUCCAGUCACCUGAUAUUGGGGGCAAUGAAUCCAGCAUUUACUUGAGACUGGCUCGCUCUACACUACUGCUUAUACCCUUGUUUGGAAUUCACUACACCGUGUUUGCUUUUUCUCCUGAAAAUGUCAGUAAGCGGGAGAGACUAGUAUUUGAAUUGGGACUGGGAUCUUUCCAGGGUUUUGUUGUUGCUGUUCUCUAUUGUUUCUUGAAUGGGGAGUUUCUCCCUAAAGGUGCAAUCAGAAAUAAAGAGAAAAUGGAGGAGCUGGAAAGUCAACCGGUAUUUUGCUGUGGAUUUCAAACAUCGUCAUCCUUCUCUAGCGAGCAGCGGAGUGAACGGGGGGACACAACUCUCCAUUCUGAGCAAGAGCAGCUCUCAGAUUCGGAUGUCCAGCAUAAAUGCGGAGAACCUAGCAACAUGAGCAGCUAAGGAAAACAGAUAAAUCAACAAUCAAACCAAAAACCAUCCUCUUAAAAAGAAAAAAUAAAUGAAAUAAUAGUUUUGAUGGUGGAAUAGAUCUUCCCUUCCCUUCCCUUCCCUUCCCUUCCCUUCCCUUCCCUUCCCUUCCCUUCCCUUCCCUUCCCUUCCCUUCCCUUCCCUUCCCUUCCCUUCCCUUCCCUUCCCUUCCCUUCCCUUCCCUUCCCUCCCCUUCCCUCCCCUCCCCUCC